Messenger RNA from Nerophis ophidion (straightnose pipefish), 4975 nucleotides. RefSeq names its product transmembrane 131 like (gene tmem131l). Gene Ontology annotation, cellular component: membrane. Lineage: Eukaryota; Metazoa; Chordata; Actinopteri; Syngnathiformes; Syngnathidae. The transcript is spliced from 34 exons. The record is from RefSeq and is a predicted model, not a curated record. The coding region runs from base 16 to 4722 and encodes 1568 amino acids.
UUCCUUACUGAGGAGAUGACAACACCAAGAGGGAGGGGGCGGCGGCUACUUUCCUCCUCCUCCUCCUCUUCCUCCUCCUCCUCCCAGUCCGCCGCUGUUGCUGCUGUGGCCGCCUGCCGAGAGAAAGAAGCACCGAGGCUGCGGCGGUGGCGGAACACAAGGCGAGACACGAGCAUGGCGGGGCCGCAGGACCUCCACCAGGGCAGCUACUGUCCCAGGAAGACGUGGAUCAACGUGCUGUUAGGAAUACUGCAGCUGCUGCAGCACGGAGGAGCCCACAGACCAGCUCUGAGUCAAAUGUCCACCAGCGUGGUUGAAGUCUGGCAGCCGGAGGAGGCAGACACGUUAGUCUCACUUCAGGUGGACAAGGGGCCUAGAAAAGACGGUCUUCCACUGGAAGAGAGCUCCUCUCUAUAUAACAUGGAGAAUGGAAGGCCGUUGCAUUUUCAGCCUGCAGCGCUAGAGUUCGGAAAUCAGCUGCUGGGGCUGCCGAGAGCUGAAACCAUACAUAUACACAACCCCAGCCCAGAAGUUCCUGUGACGCUACUGUCAAUGUUUACAUCCAGCAGGCACUUUCACAUACCAUCCUUUCACAGAAGGGUGAUCCCACCCAGAGCAAAAACAUCUUUUAAACUAAUUUUCCUCCCAUCCGAGGAGGGCAACGUAGAAAACACGUUAUUUAUAAACACGUCAGCUCACGGGCUGCUUUCAUAUCAGGUCUUUGGUGUGGGAGUUCACCAGGGCUCAUUAAAGUAUGUCCAACGAAAGGACAGCCUGCUAAUAUUCCCUCACAUCCAGAGCAUUAAGUUGACCCAAACUCAGGAAGAUGUGUCCAACAUCACCAUACUGGGUCUACUCCUAGAGUGCAGCCUACCGAAGAGUUUUUUCAUCAAUCCUCAGGGGUCCUGCCUCCAGAGUGACGAGCGCCUCAGCCUGCAGAUUAAUCUGUCGGCUCGUGGUGAUCAGCCUGCUGACCUGGACAAGCUCAAGCCUUACGUCAUUGAGCACAUCUUGCUGCUGCUGGUGGUCCCUGCUGCUGGACAGGCUGCAGUAGAACCAAAAAUAAGAGUUCAUAUGCAAAAUUCCGGAAGCAAAAGACUCUAUGUUAAGGACAUGCAGGUUCUAUCCAAAAUGGAUGCCAAUCUGCAAUUUAACAGAGUUCUUCUGAGAUCGGAAGCAAAGAACUUCACAGAAGUGGCGACCCUCACUUGCAGAGGUUCAAUGCCAGGUCAAGGAAGCAAAUGUGUCAGUCAUAUCAGUUUAAGAGUCUUGGGGAACCAGACAACCCACAACUUUGCUGGCUUACAUAUCACGCACAGAUGGAGCACGGAGGACCUGUCCAGCCUUUUCCAAGUGAAGCAGAAAACGACAGAGCAGGUGGAACUGUGGCUGACAAACCCCUUCGUUUUGCCACUCACGGUGACUGGUGCAAGCCUUUCACAGAAGCUGCAUGGCGUUAUGAAGGUGGUGAACUUCCACAGCCCGCUGACCGUUCCCCAGGGCUGCUGGCAUAUUCUGUCCCUCAAACUCUUCAGCCGGAUGCUGCCCACCAGUCCCUCAUUCACGCUCAGUUUAUACACCAAGCUGGGCGCCGCCAUGCACAUUCCUCUUUACUUCCACGCCACUCCUGCCAAGCAGGGAGAUUUGGUGUUUGAGUCGGAAGGGGAGUGUCUGCGUCCUUGUCCGGUCAAGUUGUCCGAAACAGGUCGCUCAGAGUGGCAGCGCACGCUCCUGCCAGACUUCUCUCGUUCAUCCUGGACGGUGGACAACAAACUGGUGGCGGAGCUCUGCUCUCGGUGGCAGAACCACGAUGACAAACUACCUUGCAGAUGGCCCAGACUCACUGUGGAGACGUCGUCCCCCCUUGAUUUUGGUGCUACGCCCAUCAACGAAAGCAAGGUAAAAACGUUUCUGCUGAAGAACCCUUCUUCCUCUGUGGUUUCUGUGGAGAUCCAGAUUCUCUCCCUGUAUCCCUCCCCACUGGGGGCUCUGGACCUUCUCACCAAAUGGUUUAAUAUCAGCCCCCUCGCGGUCAAUAUCAGCACUGCAGAGUUCUCCCUGUUACCUGCGACCCCCAAGGCGAGUAAGAACGUGGAGGCCCUGAGAGGGGAGGGGGUCCUGCGUCUGCUGCUGCAGCCGUGGGAGUCCCGAGAGGUUGCCGUUGUUUUUACUCCCUCUGAACACAAGCCCACAACCACCAUCCUGGUCAUCAGGAACAAUCUGACCGUGUUCGACAUGGUGACGGUGAAGGGUCACGGGGCCAAAGAGCUUCUCAGAGUCGGGGGCAAACUACCCGGGCCGGGGGCCUCCUUGCGCUUCAACGUCCCUCAGUCCACCUUGAUGGAGUGUCGAGACGGCCUGCGCCACAACAAGCCGCUCUUCGCCAUCCGCAAGACGUUCAAGGUGGAGAACGCCGGAGAGCUGCCGCUAACCGUCGUGUCCAUGAACGUCAACGGUUACAAGUGUCAGGGCUUUGGCUUUGAGGUGCUGCAGUGUGACUCCUUCAGCCUGGAGCACAACACCUCGUCUGAGAUCACCAUAGCGUUCACUCCCGACUUCACCUCCUCCUGGGUCAUCCGGGACCUUGUCCUGGUGACGUCGCGCGGCACCUCCUUCCCGUUCACCCUCAAUGUGACGCUGCCGCACCACAUGUUGCCACUGUGCGCUCAGGUGGUCCCUGGCCCCAGCUGGGAGGAGUCCUUCUGGGUGGUCACGCUCAUCUUCACCUGUGUGUCUUUGUUUGGUGUAUGUCUGAUGGCCUUCCAUCAAGCCCAGUACAUCCUUACCGAGUUCUCCAUGCCUGCUAUAAGAAACAACCACACCUCCACCCUGUCCCGGGACAACGGCCCCGUUAAUAACAUCACAUCCAAUGGCGUAAAUAAAACCAAGGGUAGUUGUAAGAGCUACGUGGACACCUGCCACACCUCUGACAAAGGAAAGGGGCGUGGCUCCCCGGGUUUGUCCAACAGCCCCGCCCAGCGUCCUCAGUCCUCCAAGAAGGGCUCCUCCGGCACCACCUCCCAGCCCCAAAAGAAGCACAAGGUUUCACUCUAUUACAGCAACUACAAGCCCAGCGCAGCCACGGCAGCGGCACCAGACGACGACCACGAGGACCUGUUGCCGGAGCCGCCCCUGACCCCGGACUCCGACAUCUGCAACAACAACAGACCGGCGUUCAUGGACAGCGAGACGGUGGAUAAAAAAGUGGACUUUAAAGCACCCAUGGAGGAUAAAGUGCCGGCAGCUGUUAUGUUUCCCAUGGAAAUGCCUGCUGGUUUCCCCGAAAACGUCCGGCUCAGUCCAGGACCUCGACCAGGCCUGCUGGUGUGCAAACCUGUGGAGAUGAGUCACAUCGGGCGCUACGAGCCCACCGUUGUCCACUGUGAACAACGGGCCAGCGCCGAAAUAGAGUUAAGGGAAGAUGGCAAAGUCCUGAAAAAGAAAUCAGCAAAUGCCGAUACAGCAAGUAGUAAUAAUAACAAUAAUAAGGGAAAGAGGAGUCGCAGGAAGGCUGAAAGUGUCUCAAGCGCUCCUGAACAAAAAGUUCAAGCGCUUCCAGAAAGAGAGCGAGAACCCGACUGGAACACGGCGGGCCGUAACCUGCCGAUGUCCCGCAACCGGAGCCGCUGCUGCAACGCCCCCACGUCUGAGACGCCAAAGCCCGGACAGUGUGCCGACAACUCUGCCAGACAAAAUGCAGGCCCGUGUCCCGCCCGCAGUCGCCGAAAGUGCGCCACCGAUCGGCGCGGCGGAGCAGUGUGCGAGUCGGGCUCGGACUCGGGCAGCUCCUCGGGCAGCGUGAGGGCCAGCAGGGGAAGCUGGGGCAGCUGGAGCAGUGCCAGCAGCAUGGAGGGAGACAAGGAGGGCAGACACAUCUGCACUACCUCAGCUAGAAAAAGGGACUCAGUGCAGCACAGCAUCUACACAGCAGAGCGAGACUCCUGCCAGGCUGUGAAUGCCAACUACAAAGUCCUCAGUGCUUACCGCAAAGAUCAGUGCCAAAGUCCAGAUCCCGCAGCAUUCAGCUUCGCUCCGAGCUUCGCCGCCGUCGCCGCAGGAUUGGAGCGGAACGCGGACCUGACAGGUCACUACCUGCCUGAGGAGACGUGGUCAGCUCCCUCUGUCCCGCUCACCAAUGAGUUCAGAUACAACACCCCUGAAGUGCUGCCCUUCAUCCCUCAGCCGGCGUCGCCCAGGUCGUACAACGGGUUUGCAUGGAGAAGCGCCAACAGUCCCUAUACGUACUGCGAGGAAGGAAACUACAUCGGUCCUGCAGGAAACACACCUUUCUCGGGAGGUUUCACGCAGCAGGAGGUCCAAAACGUCCCCGGCAGUCAGGCCAGCUGGAGCGAGCAGCAUCCACAAGAGUCGCCUUCCACUUGGGACUCUGCGGCCUGUGUUGGCACCAAGCCGUUCUUCUCAGGCACCCGCAGCCUGUCGCCCAUGUCCAGCCUCUUCGGCUCCAUCUGGACGCCGCAGAGCUCCCCGUACCACCCCAGCCACUUCCAGCACGAGCGCUCGGCCCCCAUGUCGCCCGUCACGCCGCCUCACUCCCCCCUGGGUCGCGAGGCGGAGGCGACGUGCGGCGGGGGCGCCGGCAUCCAGUACUCCAGCUUCAAUCCGUUCGGCCCUCACAUGAACUUGGACAUUUGGAACUCCUCCUCCAACCGCAGCUCCAAUUCGCAGCUCUCCAACGACUCGGGCUACUGCGGCGACGUUUGAUAAACACGGUGGGGAAAAAAAGGACGGCAAAACGGCAAACCAUCCCAAAUAAUUGCAAACCUAUAAAAACGAUAUAUACCAGAAGUCAAAAUGAAUGUUCUUUUAUCAAUAAUGGGGAAAUUGUGAAUAUUCCUUUUCUUUUAUGUUCCCAUUUUCAAACGUUAAAUGUUGUGAACAUUUGUUGUAUAUUUUUCUAGAUGUUUUGCAGUUUUGAUCAUAGAAAAUUAAAAAAAAAACAGGUUUUGUACUUCAA